Linnemannia hyalina is the source of this 2085-nucleotide messenger RNA. NCBI's taxonomy places the organism in Eukaryota, Fungi, Mortierellomycota, Mortierellomycetes, Mortierellales, Mortierellaceae. The record is from the annotation of a GenBank genome assembly.
AUGGUCCGCUUCUUUAGCCAACAUAUCCGUAGCACCUUCUUCCUCCUCAUCCUCGUCUUCACCAUCGUCAACAUCUACCUUAAUAUCUCGUUUGACUUCCUGAAACCUGUACCCAAGCCGUCUGCAGAACCCGUUGACCGUCGACCUAUCGGUGGUAGUGCUGGUAUCGAGCCCAAGACGACGUCAAGUGGUGGGAGUAGGAUUGGGAGUGGGACCGGGAGGGGGAAAGGAAAGGGGAGCCCGUUUCUUGGACAAGCAGUCCCAGUGCCGCAGUGGAAGGCUCGUUGGUUACAGGAUCAGGAGCUGGACGAUCCCGAAUCUGAAGAGACCUUGAAGGAGGAGAUCAAGGAGGAAAUCAAGGAGGAAAUCAAGGAGGAGGCUGGAAGAACACUGGACAUUGUGUACACUUGGGUCAACGGUACGGACGCAGCACUCAAGGACGUCAAGGAAAAGUUCAAGGAGACCUCAGAACUAUUCCUGUACUUCAAGAACACCACCCGAGCAACAAACGACCCUAAUACCAACCCCAAGAACCGGGAACCUCCAGCGGUCGGGAACGGAAAGGGCGAUCAGACGAUUCAUCGGUUCCGGGAUAACAAUGAGCUCAAGUAUUCGUUGCGGUCGAUUGCAGAGUAUUUUCCGGAGAGGUUGUUAGGGAGGAUUCAUAUUCUGACGACGGAGGUUCCGGAUAAUAGAACUGGACAAGGUGUUGGACAGGUUCCGGAGUGGUUGGAUUUGGGGAAGGAGGGAGAGAGGGUGAGGUUGGUGAAGCAUCGGGAGGUGUAUGAUGAUGCGAGUGUUUUGCCGUCGUUCAACAGUCUUUCGAUCGAGAGCCAGAUGCAUCAUGUUCCUCACCUUGCUGAUACUUUUAUUUACAUGAACGACGACAUCUUCUUUGGACUGCCCGUCGACGCCUCAGACUUUUGGACACCCCUCUACGGCUUUGUCUUUCACCUCACCAACGGAAUCAUCGAACCGGCAAUCCCUUCCCUCGGCCUCUCACCCAACGUCGGCGAAUGGCAGUCGCUUCAAUAUACCAACUACCUACUCUCGAAGCAGUUUGGCGCUCGACAUCGCGCAUACAUCGCCCACAUUAUCCACAUCAUGAACAGGCCCAUCCUCGAGGAGAUUCAAUCCAUCUGGCCCGAGGAGUUUGACAAGACGGCCUCGCAUCGGUUCCGAGGCGAGGGACAGGCGCAGGAAAUCAAUCUGGCGUUUUUUAUGGCACACUAUGUCAUGGAGAGGUUGCGUGAGACUCAACUGACAUCGUACUGGAAGUAUCGAUUAGACAGGAAUCAGGAUGAGCAAUUGGAUUGGGAGGAGCGAGAGGAGUUGAUCCGGAUGGUGGAAGAGUAUGAGGAGACGAUGCCCAAGGUCAUAAACAGGAGGAGGGUAGGGCCACUUCCUAUCGACGCAGCGUUCAAGAGUUUUUUGCAUGAACAUGAUCAGAAACUGGAGAGUGUUGGGAUCCCAUGGACCGGUCGGACGAGCUAUGAUCAGUCGGGCAUGGAUGGGUACCCGUUUAUGAUCAGGAAUGCAGACCUGAGUCAGAGUAGCAGUAACCAGUACUCGCGGCAGCCUUCCCCGACAAAGACGGAGCCCAGUCGGCGACAAUGUAGGUUCAACAUUGAUUUCUGUCUUGGACCACAGUUCAGGAACAGGAGUACGCCUGCGAUCGACAGUUCUGUGGGGAAGGGGUCUGUCUUUGAACGACUGGCGUUUACAGAGUACCACUGUGGAGACUGUCUCCUCCACAUUGUCCGUCGUAGGAGCGCCAAACCUGGGAUGAGCUCUCUAAUGCCCCUAGAUCGCAAUUCAGAAGCGUAUUCACAGGUGGCGAGGGAUAUGGCCAAGUACAAUUAUGUGAUUGGCCGAUCACAGUUCUCGUUUAUCCAGUUGACGACGGGAGACAAGUCUGAGGCGGGUCUGAAGCGGUUGUUGGCACGGAACCAGACAGAGACGUAUUUCUGCGUGAACGAUGAUGUACCAGAUAGUCCCUUGAUUGCCAAGAGGGUUCGAGGCCUGUUUGCGGGGUUCUUGGAGACCAGGUUGCCGAAUCCUUCACCCUGGGAGAAGCUGUCUUGA